CGCAAAACUAUGGCCAUCGGUUCGCCAACAGUUGCAACUUCUCGUCCCCAGACAAGGCCUUCGACCAACUUUUCCAUCGAUGCCAUUAUGGGCCGUACGGCUGCGGUCAACACUACCGCCGCCACAAACGAUAAUAGUGACCAUCGGCGGCGGCCAUCACCUCAAUUGGCUACCACUGCCGAGGGCUGUGCGGUGUUGUCGUCGUCGCCAAACAAUAUCAGUCCUAAACUAUUAAAUAGAGCAUCUCAACAACAAUUGUCACCAAUAAAUGAUGAGUUAUUAUCGCCGACGACAACAAUAAUAAAAUCCGAGUAUAAUAUAGGAAACUAUCCGCGGGUUGACUCCAAUUCACCGCCGCUAUCGCCCGGUUCUGAAUACGGAAGCGGCGGCGGCGGCAAUGAGGUGGUCAACCAUCAUCAUCAUCAUCAUCAUCAUAACCAUCAGACUAUACUCCAUAGGCCUCCAUCGUCGUCAUCAUCGAUAAGUGAAAGCCGGUGCUCAAUAGCCAACUCAAUAGAUAGGCCGCAGUCGUCAAAGUCGUCGUGUAGGUCGCCAUCGCCGUCACCAUCGCAGGCAUCCGGCGACGAUAAUACCACUACCAGUAGCAGUGGUGGUGGCGGUGGUGGUGGGAAAGGUAGCUCCAAAUCCGAAAACAAUCCCUACAGUGAACUAUUGAAAGGCCGAUGCAAUUGCCCGGAACUCGACCGAGUCGAUUGCCGACUAGAAAAUAAGGACCUAUGGGACAGAUUUUUCGAGUUAGGGACCGAAAUGAUUAUCACCAAAACUGGAAGACGUAUGUUUCCGACUAUUCGGUGUUCAUUUGUCGGCAUCGAAUUGGACGCCCGCUAUGCUGUCCUCAUCGAUAUCGUACCCGUCGAUAACAAACGCUACCGCUAUGCCUAUCAUCGUAGUUCAUGGCUAGUGGCCGGCAAAGCCGAUCCGCCAUCACCGGCCCGAUUGUAUACCCAUCCCGACGCUCCCUACACUGGGGAACAACUGCGCAAACAAGUCGUAUCGUUUGAAAAAGUCAAACUAACCAACAAUGAAAUGGAUAAGAGUGGACAUAUUGUAUUGAAUUCAAUGCACAAAUAUCAGCCGCGAAUACAUUUAGUUAAACUGAGACCCGAUUAUCAUUAUAAUGGAAACAAUGUUGUCAUCGAUAAUAUAGAGACCCAACAGUUUCGGACGUUUGUAUUUCCCGAGACUGUCUUUACGGCUGUCACUGCCUAUCAAAAUCAAUUGAUAACAAAAUUAAAGAUCGAUAGCAACCCGUUUGCUAAAGGAUUUCGUGACUCGAGUCGAUUAACAGACCUGGAAAGAGAAACAAUGGAAAGCCUAAUGGGCGACAACUGUAUGUAUCCGAGGCCAGGGAUGAUGCCGGCAAUGAUUCCCUCGCCCUAUAUGUUCAACACUGACGACCACACACAGGCACUGCUAAGGGAACGGGCCUUAUAUUCAGGCCUAAUGUCUCAGUCAUCGGCAGCCGCCUCGCAGCUGAUGAGAGGUAUGGGUAUCGGUGUCGGCGGUGGUGGUGCCGGCGGUGGACAGCCAAUGAUGUGGAGACCGCCGCCAGGCAUACCCAAUAUGCCCAACGAUUUCUAUAACCUGAUCGCUGCCUCGGCUGCCGCCUAUCCGGGCCUAUACUCGUCGGCAGGCGCUUUCGGUCGCGGACCGCCACCACCGCCGCCGCACCAAUCGGCGGUAACUUUGGCCUUAACAUCGCCGCACAUGUGGCCAACAGUCACGCAAACACAGCCAACAGGUCAGCCAUCAUCAGCAGCACAACAACUACCUCUCGGUCUCACUAAUAAUAAUAAUAAUAAUAAUAGCAGUAAAAAGCCUUCCGAUAUUAAUUAA
Messenger RNA from Oppia nitens, 1857 nucleotides. Its product is annotated as T-box protein H15-like. Gene Ontology annotation, cellular component: nucleus. Gene Ontology annotation, biological process: cell fate specification; heart development; regulation of transcription by RNA polymerase II. Gene Ontology annotation, molecular function: RNA polymerase II cis-regulatory region sequence-specific DNA binding; DNA-binding transcription factor activity, RNA polymerase II-specific. NCBI's taxonomy places the organism in Eukaryota, Metazoa, Arthropoda, Arachnida, Sarcoptiformes, Oppiidae. The transcript has 6 exons. Bases 10 to 1857 code for a protein of 615 amino acids. The record is from RefSeq and is a predicted model, not a curated record.